GUUCAUCCAUCAACCGCACUGUACACUUCAAUUAUCUGCGGUCAUGCUUGACAGCUGACCCGCGUGACCCAAACCCACUUUGCGUUUGCCGACCGCAUUCCUUUUGGCCAACAAAGCAGUGCAACUGCAUCACUACUGCCUCCAAUAAUCAACCAGUAGACCAGUCGAUGCUCAGCUCGAGGGCCGCGCAACACCUGUCGCCCAUCAAUCAGCGCCGGAACUUCGCCCCGGAAUAUUACCGUGGGCGCGAUGUCUAAGCUGCUCGCUCGUGCGAGCAAGAACGUUGGCCGCACCGCGGUCAUAUCAAACAAGCAGGCCUUCAGCUAUGACCAGCUGUUGAACGCCGCGGAGGCCAUUCGCGCCGACCUCGCAAAGAAGCUGGCGGCGCCGGGGGCCGCCGCCGCCGCCGGCCCCUCGGCGCCGCCGCGUGUCGGCCUCUACGCCGCGCCCGGGCCCGAGUACCUUGCGGCCACGUGGGCGGUGUGGCAGGCGGGCGGAGUGGUGGUACCGCUGGCCACCUCCCACCCGCCGCCCGAGCUGAGCUACGUGUGCGGCGACGCGGGGGUCGCGGCGGUGCUUGCGCCGGCGGACCAGGAGGCCAAGCUGGGGCCCAUCACCCACGAGCACGGCUGCAGCCUGCAGCUACUGCCGUCCCUGGUCGGCCAGCCGCUACAGCCGCACUCCGCCGCUGCUACUGCAACUGCUACUGCCGACGCCAGCGAGGCGGCGGCGGACGCGGCGGCGGAGGCGCUUGCGGACGUGGGCGGCAGCAGCCGGGGCGGGGCUCUCAUCAUCUACACCAGCGGCACCACGGGGAAGCCCAAGGGCGUGCUGUGGAAGGAGUUGAGUGGCAGCUACCUGCUGGAGCGGUACGGCAUGACGGAGAUAGGCAUGGCGCUGUCAAACCCGUACACGGGUGACCGGCGGCCGGGCACUGUGGGCCGCCCGCUGCCGGGCGUGGAGGCGGCGCUGGCAGCUGACGGGCAGUUGUUGAUCCGCGGCGACAACGUGUUCGCCGAGUACUGGGGGCGGCCCGCAGCCACGGCGGAGGCGUUUGACGCCAACGGCUUCUUCCUCACAGGCGACACGGCCAGCGCCUCGGGCUCCCCGCCCUACUUCACCAUCGAGGGACGCACCUCCGUGGACAUCAUCAAAAGCGCCGGCUACAAGAUCUCCGCGCUGCAGAUCGAGAGCGCCGUGUUAGAGCACCCCGCCGUUGCGGAGGUGGCGGUGCUGGGUGUGCCGGAUGAGGCGCUGGGCGAGGUAAUCACCGCCCUGGUGGCGGCCAAGCAGCCCGAGCAGCAGCCCGCGUCUCCUUCACCGCCACCAGCAGCAGCAGCAGCGGCAGCGGGAGCAGCGGCAGUAGCAGCAGCAGCAGUGGCUGAGGGCGGGUCGGCUGCGCCGCACGCGCCGGUCAGUGAGGAGGAGCUGGUGCGGCACUGCCGCGAGCGCCUGGCGCCCUACCAGGUGCCGAAACGCUGGCGCUGGAUCUCCGCGCUGCCGCGCAACGCCAUGGGCAAAGUGAACAAGAAGGAGCUGCUCAAGCUGUACAACGCAGGGCAGAUCUGAUGAGGGAGGGGGGAGGGAGAGAGGUAGGGGUAGAGGGAGGGGGAGCGGAGGAAGAAUGGGAGCGGAGGAGGAGGAGGAAGAGGAGGAAGAGGAGGAAGAGGAGGAGGAGGAGGAGGAGGAGGAGGAGGAGGAGGAGGAGGAGGAGGAGGAGGAGGGAAGAGGAGGGAAGAGGAGGGAAGAGGAGGAUGCUGGUGUCGAGCUGUUAAGGUCGUGCUGAGUGCACGGACAAUGAGAGGGAGCGAGCGAGUCUGAGGGCGGUCGUGGAUCUUCCCAGCGGACAGUGGUCCCUCAAGUCCUUUGUUGGCGGUUGCAGUGAGCGAGGUCGGCAGGUUGACUAGAGUCCAAGGGCGAGCUGGAGGGAAGGGUGUGACCACUGACCAGGAGCAUGGAUGGGUUAAGUUUGGCACAACGAAUGAUGCAAGUGUAUUGGCGAGCGGGAGGCCAGCAAAGCGUGGUGGGAGCUGGAGUGAGCCAGUGUGUGGUGGGAGGGCGAACGUGUGGUGCGUGGCCGUGCGCGUGGGCUGCCGCCGGGCCGAGCGUCAGAACAAAAACGUUCAGAUGCUAGCACGGGGCUGGCUGUUAACAUACGCUGUCGCAGCAAAUGACAAAGCUCUUGUGAAUGUUGGAUGAGCUGUUGACCAUGGACAGGGGCAACGGUACCGCAAAGUCAG
Molecule: messenger RNA, 2240 nt
Organism: Chlamydomonas reinhardtii
Lineage: Eukaryota; Viridiplantae; Chlorophyta; Chlorophyceae; Chlamydomonadales; Chlamydomonadaceae
Exons: 8
Coding region: 250-1569 (439 amino acids)
Biological process (GO): fatty acid metabolic process
Molecular function (GO): medium-chain fatty acid-CoA ligase activity
Source: RefSeq, a predicted model, not a curated record